Sclerotinia trifoliorum is the source of this 1738-nucleotide messenger RNA. The record is from the annotation of a GenBank genome assembly. NCBI's taxonomy places the organism in Eukaryota, Fungi, Ascomycota, Leotiomycetes, Helotiales, Sclerotiniaceae.
AAGAUUGAAUUAAGACUACCAUCCAUCCCCAUCCCCAUCAGCCUUACUUAAUUCCUGUCUUCAACCUCAGAGAUAUUAUAACGAAUUCUGAAGAUAUUCACCCUUUUUUUGAAUAUUGUUUUACGAGACUUCUGCAAGUUUAUUAACCUUUCUUCAAACAAAUAAUAGGUAGUUGCAGCACAGCACUAUGGCACCCAAAACUGACAUCCCCGAUUUCAAUGGAUUCAUUAACAAAGGUGAGCAAUCUCAGUCUGAGUACUUGAUAAUUUGAUAUAUUGUGAACGACUGACCAUCUCACUAGGACGUGAGCGCCGUAAGGAUGAGCUUCUAGCCAAUAAAUUCUUGGGCAAGAAUCGUCGGGCGAGUGCGCCAGGAGCAACAAACAAUCGCAAGCCGGGCACCGGUCCCUCACUUGCCAGCAGAAUGGGCGUUGCAAAGGUAUGAAGUCACCGGCAGGUGUCUACAAAUCGUGCAUCUAACAAUGAAUAGCGUGGCCCAGCUGUGUCCAAACCUGCACCUAGGCAAAACUCCACACUCGCUGGCGGAAACGUUAAUGCGGAAUGGACACAUGAUUUACACUCCUUAAAUAAUCCAGGCGCUCCUCGAGCCUCCCAAGUCCCUCCCCGUGGCCCAAGAAACAUCAAUUUGCGAACGCGCAACGAUCGACUUGUGAAAGCUUUGAAUGGUUCUGCAUCAACACCAAACUUGAACGCUCAAUAUAAUAUCGUUGGGAAGUCGAAGCCGGCUACUGGAAGCUUGUCUAUCAAGGGACUUGCGGGGCCAUAUAUUGUGAUGGCAGAGAACUUCGCGCGAGGCACUUCUGUGCAAGAUAUCGAGACAGCCAUGACACCAGUUGGCGGAACUCCAUUGAGCUGUCGCAUUAUUUCUGACUAUCCAAGAGUCGUUGCAGAAAUCAUUUUUGAUACAAAGGAUGGGGCUGACAAUGUUAUUGAUACAUUCAACAAUCAAGAGGUAUUUGGAGAAAGGAUAUUAAUGUAUUUUUGGCAUUACUGACGAGGCCAUAACAGGCGGACGGUAACUUACUGUACGUUUACAGCAAGACUGGAGCUAUUACGCAUAUACCCAAACUCUCCAACCAACGUGCCGCAGCUCGAUUGAGCGUCCCUACUGGCCCAAAGGCUAGCCGUGUCGAACGUGGUUCAGGAUCCGACAGUUACGAUUCACGAUACGACAGUUCGCGAAGUUCCCGGGAGGAUAUUAUUGAUGGCUCGUACGGAUUUGACGAUCGAAUGGAUACCGAUGAUCGGGAUGGUGGCAGUCGUAAUAACAAUGGCAGAACCCAAGGUCUCUACAGUGACAAUCUUGUAGGAGGACGUACCAACAACAGCAAUAAUCGCAAUGGCAACAACUGGACUACUGGGCGAGGAAAUGAUAGAAAUCGCAACUACAGAUGAUCAUGAGAUAUGCGGUUUAGAAUUAACUUUUCUCGUUUCCGGACUGUUAAAAAUCACGGGAAUGUUAUGAAUAUCUCAUUUUGAGAUUUUAUGAUGUAAGACAGCAUUCACAGGAUUGCAUAAUGAGCAGCGAUCCGGAAGUUAGAUACAUAAAGGCAUUCGCGAUGCCAUUGUAUCAAGGGUUUUUCAUGUCUACAUGGAGUUCUGGGGGAUAGGACUAAAGCCACAAUACCUUGGGUUACCUUGCGGUUAAAUACACCCGUGUAUAAUACCAAAUACCAAAUAAAGCAUGUUUCCUAUGAUAUCCAGCUGUCAUCAAGUUG